Molecule: messenger RNA, 1956 nt
Organism: Chinchilla lanigera (long-tailed chinchilla)
Lineage: Eukaryota; Metazoa; Chordata; Mammalia; Rodentia; Chinchillidae
Gene: Duxb
Product: double homeobox B
Exons: 10
Coding region: 1-1956 (651 amino acids)
Molecular function (GO): DNA binding
Source: RefSeq, a predicted model, not a curated record
AUGCCCACAUCUACCGAAAGACACGGCAUCAUAGAGGAGUUCCAGCUAGGCUGUUACAGGAGGGGUAAGCGCGUUCUGGUGGCCUGGACCGGAGGAGAUGCACCGGCGGGACGGCAGGGGUCGCGGGGCGUGGGCGGAGCUGCCGCGCAGGACGCGGGGCCGGGCCGAGAGGAGGCUCGGGAGGCUGGAAGGAGCAACCGGGAGUCCAGCCGUGCCGGGAGCCGCAGGGCCUCUGUGAGGAGUCUCUUCUGCAGAGACCUCAGCGUCCGCAAGGAGGCCCGCCCACGCGGAGCGGUCCCGCCUGGGUCCGCUCCGGAUCUUCCCACGCCCGGGUCCAGUCUCUCCCGAUGUGGGUGUCGCGCGCCCCCUGGCGGCCGCUGUGUCAGCGCUGGCCCCGGCGCGGCAGCGUGGGCUGGGGUGGGAUUCGCUCUUCUGGACCCGGUCGGAUUUCAGGGCUGGGAGAGAGAGGCGGGAGCUACACCGCUGGGAGGGCUGUGGGGCCUAUGCUGUUCAGAGCAGAGCUCCGCGGCCGCGCAGAUUAUCGGCGGGGGGGGCGGGGGGCGGGGGAGGCGCUGGGUCGGGCGGCAGCGACCCUCCUGCCUCAGUGAUCUCCGGAGGAUCCAGCCCGCAAGGGGUCAGGACCCGUGGAUGGCGGGACAGCUGCGGGUGCCACUGGGGUCACAUGGUCCUCCGAUGUACACCAAAAUAACCACAGUUAGUAGUUCUGCCUUCUUUGAAGUCUCUGCACUCAGGGCUCAGGAGCCGGCCUGGCCCUCUGUGACUGCUCCUGUGCAGGUGCUUCCAUCAGGCUCCCACCUCCCCUCUGAAGUUCAGAUCUUCCUUCCCGCCAUGCCCUCUGUGGUCCACCCCUGCGUGGGUGACACAGACAGAUCUUACAAUGGGGACCACAGCCACUCAGUUGGGAAACUUAGAUGUGAUGAGCAUAACUGGACCCUGGAAUGUCAGGAACAACUGGAAGCACUCAACCACAGAAGACAAGGGUUGCUAGAAAGAAAAAGCAGACGACAGAGGAUGAUUUUGAAUGAGAAUAAAAAGGAUAUUCUUAACGAAUGGUUUGAAACGAACCCCUAUCCUGGUAUAGAUACCAGAGAUUUUCUGGCCAAAGUAAUCAGUAUUUCAGAGUUUCAAAUUCUGAGAAGAAGGCGCAGACAAAGGGAGUAUGAAUGCAACUUUGGAAAAUAUCAAACCCAGGCAUGGAACAAGCUUCAGUUCAGCCAUGAAGGUAAUGAAGCCAGACAUAUCUGGACAAAUUUCACAAGACCUCAAAUUGAAACCCUAAUUCAAGCCUCUGACCAGAAUCACUUGCCUAGAAUUGCUGUCAGGGAAGAACUGGCUAAACAAACAGGCAUUCCAGAAAAGAAAAUUAUGAAACCUGCAUCCUCUACGUUGCUUGGUGUAGAGGAGAGAGACUUAUCUUUUUCUGGAGAUCUCACUCAGAGUGAGGAUGAGAGGGCAGAUUCUAGAUCUUCCAUCUUUUCAGACAAAACAUGGUUUCUUAACCAAAAAGCUUUGCACCAACACCCGGAAAAUAGGGGAGUACCUGCGGACUCCGUGGCAGAAGGCCCAUGUCAGACAUCCCAUGCCAGGAAUCAGUUGCCACCAAAAGACCACAGCACUGACCCAAGAAGUUCCAGAUACCUUCCUCUCCCCAAUGCUGUUACUAGCAAAAGGUCACUUGUACCAGGAAUGACUCCAGGCGUAAAGAUUUCUUUGUGUCCCACAAACCAAGGACAAUGCCAUGGCCCCAAAGAGCACACUACAACAGAGAUACUGCUCUCAGAAGACUCUGCUCAACCUCUGUUUGGUAAUCAACAGUGGCUGGGCGUAGACCAGGUAGACUCAUAUCUCUUUCUGCAGCACUGGGAUGAAUUGUUGCAGUCCAUUAUUGCUGAGUGGGAUCCAUAUGAAAGGACAUCAGUCUCCAGAAAAAACUGA